This is a messenger RNA of Cyprinus carpio (common carp), 3017 nucleotides long. Its product is annotated as GATA binding protein 2a. Gene Ontology annotation, cellular component: nucleus. NCBI's taxonomy places the organism in Eukaryota, Metazoa, Chordata, Actinopteri, Cypriniformes, Cyprinidae. Gene Ontology annotation, molecular function: RNA polymerase II cis-regulatory region sequence-specific DNA binding; DNA-binding transcription factor activity, RNA polymerase II-specific; zinc ion binding. Bases 1015 to 2208 code for a protein of 397 amino acids. Gene Ontology annotation, biological process: negative regulation of transcription by RNA polymerase II; positive regulation of miRNA transcription; positive regulation of transcription by RNA polymerase II. The transcript is spliced from 5 exons. The record is from RefSeq and is a predicted model, not a curated record.
UACGUAAUAGCUUAGGCUACUUGUUUAUUUAUUUAAUAGGCUAUAUAAGUGCUAAAUGUGAACUUAUUUGGGAAUCUGUAUGAAAUAGUAGGCCUAUUGUUACUGAUAAAUAUAUAGGCUAUAUUUUUUAUUUAUAUUUAACAUCAGUAUAAAAUCUUGUCAAUGUUUAUGGCAAAAUACAUAUUUUGUUUACGUGGUUCUUGCUUGUAUGGUCUACUCUUGUGCUUAAAUAAGUGCAAUAAAUAAACUAGACAUUGUUGACAUUAUUUGGAAGCAGCUGGCUAUAUGUAAAACUAAAUCUUUAGUAGGCUACAACCGUGUUGUGCGUGAAAGAUUUCGAUGACUUUUACUCUCACGGGCUUUGAAGUGAAACGUAGUGCGGCCUAAAUACGGGACUUUCUUAUGGCUGAGACGUCUCGAUACUUAACUAAAGAUAUGCUAAUGUAAUUGGGUUUUUGUUGCUGUUGUUGUUGUUGUUGUUGUUGUUUUGCACAAAACUGUAUUACCUACCUAUGCCUAUAACUGUUUGUCUGAAAGAUACAGAUUAGCCGAGAAAAAAAAAAGACUAAAAUGUGUCAAAAAUAUUAGAUAUCGGGUUUCUUCUUUGCGGCGUGAACUGUCAUCUCGUUGAGGUGCGUGUCGAAAUGUAAAGAUAAGAAGAAAAAGAACACGUCCAGCGAAUGACUUGAUGAGGAAAGGGAAGUUCGUGUCAGGGAGAGAGAGAGGGGGAUCAAGGCAUUUCCCGGAUGCCAAAUCAAAACGAAAAAUUCCUGAUGAACUUCUUAGUUCAAGUGUGUAAUUUGUGCGAACAACAGGCUGCAGUUAUAAGGCAUUGUUAAAAAGUUAUCGUUUGUCGGUUUUCUAAUGAGCUUUACGUUUGUUUCUUGUUGGGAAAAUCACGUCGAGGCGAAGGAAAAUGUGUAAAUGUUCGCGUGCAGUUUGAAUUAAAAGGGUAAAUCAACAACCGCGGUUUUGUGUGUUGCAUAACUGUUAUUUAAGUUUUAUUUGAUCUCAAUGUCAAGUUUGUAUUGUUCGAGUACGGAGACAACAGCUCGUCUCACGGGAAGUCAGGUCUGCCGGCCACACCUCAUACACAGUCCCGGGAUUCCUUGGCUGGACAGCGGCAAGGCAGCGCUCUCCGCCGCCCACCACAACGCCUGGGCGGUCAGUCACUUCAGCAAGCCUGGCCUGCACCCCGCCAGCGCCGGUUACCCGUGCAGCAGCAGCUCCAGCACCGCUCCCGUCUCCUCCCUCACAUCCGCAACCCACUCCAGUCCACAUCCCCUCUACAAUUUCCCUCCAACCCCACCGAAAGACGUCUCACCGGACCCCGGCCCUUCUUCUCCGACCUCCACCACUGUAAGAAUGGAUGAAAAGGACUCCAUCAAGUACCAAGUGUCCAUCGCUGAUGGGAUGAAAAUGGAGGGAUGUAGUCCUCUUCGGGGAAGCCUGGCUAUGAGCGCCCAAACACCGUCCACGCACCAUCCCAUCCCAACCUACCCAACGUACUCUCUUCCCGCGCCACACGAGUACGGCGGGGGUCUGUUUCAUCCUGGUACCCUCCUCAGUGGAUCCGCUUCAAGCUUCACACCCAAAUGCAAAAGCAAGACGCGGUCGUGCUCAGAAUUCUGCACAGAGGGGCGUGAAUGUGUGAACUGCGGAGCCACCUCCACCCCGCUGUGGCGGCGGGACGGAACGGGCCACUACCUCUGCAACGCGUGCGGCCUGUACCACAAGAUGAACGGCCAGAACCGACCCCUUAUCAAGCCAAAGCGCAGACUGUCUGCUGCGAGGCGAGCUGGCACCUGCUGCGCGAACUGCCAGACAACCACGACCACUCUGUGGCGGCGCAACGGGAACGGUGACCCGGUGUGCAACGCCUGCGGGCUCUACUACAAACUCCACAACGUCAACAGGCCACUGACCAUGAAAAAAGAGGGCAUCCAAACACGCAACCGAAAGAUGUCCAGCAAGUCCAAGAGGUGUAAACGAUCUGGCGAGUGUUUCGAGGAGCUCUCCAAGUGCAUGCAGGACAAGACCUCUCCGUUUGGCAGCGCCAGUGCUCUGGCAAGCCACAUGCCACACAUGGGCCACCUGCCACCGUUCAGCCAUUCUGGACACAUGCUGCCCACUCCGACUCCCAUUCACCCCACAUUCAGCCACCCUCACCAUUCCAGCCGCUCUCCCGCCUGGGCCGAACCUCACUGAAGACCCACGCUCGCUCGCAUCCCCUCGACAGGGGCUUUGCGUUAGCUCCUCCAUACUGAAAAUCUCCACGCACCUCCCUGCCCUCCCGUAAAGAAAUCUUCCUCAGAUGAGGGACGUGAAGGGGUUCGUUUCGGGUUCGUUUCCUGCUUGGACACUGUCGAGGAAGGUGUCAUCUCAUCAACAACCACGUCAGCUUGUAUAGAGGACGGUUUGCGUGUUUAAGAAGCACCUCUCCCUUCUAGACACUGAGGACCUUCACAGACAGAGCAGAGGGAGAGAGAGCUAUCUUUGCUUUUAGUUUUUGUUACGUUUUACUGAGUCACUUUGGUACUGUCCUGAAAGAGAGGAUGUGUCUUUGCAGAUUCACUGUGUGGCAGUUCCUUCUCAGAAACUCUCUAGUUUAAGGACUCGCUCUGACUCUCUGCGUACAUGACGAGUCAAAGAAAGAGAGACAGAGAGAGAGAAGACCACUAAGUUUAUCCCCUCCUAACAUGCUGGAAUACACCCCCCUCGGGCAUGAUUCCCUCUGAAUGGACUCUAUGGAUACGACAUACAGUACAAGCAAAGAAAUGUUUAUAAAGGUUAAUUGUUAUUAUAGUUAUUGUUAUUAUGAUAAUUUAUUUUCACUCUUUAUCUCUUAAUUUCGCUUUCCUCAGAACACAUUGUUAUAUAAUAAAUAUUAUUUGAUUGUUAUUGAUUAAAAAAAACAAAAAAACACUGACCUAUCCUAGCCAAGGUGAUGUUGCUGAGCUGUACGUUUUUAUCAUUUUCCAUUACACAAAUAAAGGAAAUAAAGUUUUAAUACUUCA